UCUAAACCCUAAUAACCAGAAUGAUUCUCAUCCUUUUGUUUCUACUUACUACUUUCCUUUACAUAUGCUUUUUAAACCCUAGAUUCCCAAAUCGCGGAGCUAAGCUUCGAUUAAAACCCUAAAAUUCAUCUCUAUUGAAAUUAGAGAGUGCUAGAUCACAGUGACAAGAUCUUCUUGGUUGAUUCAGAACCCAUGAUAACAAGAGCUGAAGAAGAUAUGAUCGAACAUAACAACAACAACAUGAUUUAUGCUGAUUGUGGCACAAGCAAUCAUAAGUUGAGAUUUCUAGGGUUUCUCGUCAAGUUUUGCAAAUUUCUCUGGAGAGGUCGGAGAAGAGAGAAAGCCACGUUGCUUGAAACCCAAGUUUCGUCUAAAGGAUGUCACAAGAAGUUUCAGAAGCUAUGAGUUUACUCGAUGGCCUUUCUUCGGAAGAUCAUUCAAUACAGCUUGAAUCCGCCACCAAGAUCACCAGGCUUCUAUCAGAUGCAAUGCAAGGAAACAGGCCUCUUAAUACCGAAGUUGUAGCUCGUUUCGUUUACCUUCUUCGCAAUGACAAGCGCCCUUUGCUUCAAUGUGAAGCAGCUCGCGGUCUAACAAUCAUUGCUGCUUAUAAACCGGAUGUGGUAGUUGAUCACGAUGCUGGUCUAAUCUUAGUCACGCUUCUUGCUUCCUCUAGAGAUUAUGUCCGUGAGCAGGCUUUAUGGGCACUGGGUAAUCUUGCUUAUCAUCCAAUACACCAUGACUAUGUUCUUGGAUGUGAGGUAUUGAAGCCACUGCUGAGUCAGCUGUACAAGGAUACUAACUUGUCGAUGCUCAGAAUUGCCACUCGGACUUUGUCUAACUUGUGUCAUGGCAUGCCUCCGCCUACCUUUGACGAGGUGAAACCUGCACUUGAAAUACAUCUUAAUUCAAGUGAUGAAGAAGUCUUGAGAUAUGUUUGCUGCGCAAUUGUGCAUCUGUGUGAUGGUUCAGAAGAUGUAAUCCAAAGUGUGAUUGAAGCUGGUUUUGUCCCAAAACUAGUUGAAGUUCUCCGACACCCUUCGCCAGUUGUACUUGCUCCUGUACUUCAUACCAUUGGGACUAUAGUUACUGCAAAUAAUCACCAGAUCCAAGUUGUGAUCAAUUGUGGUGUUUUACCCAUUCUUGCCGACCUGUUUACUCGAGACUAUGAGAUACACAUAAAGGUAAACACUUUCUGGACAAUUUCAAGGAUCACUGCAGGCUUUACAGAACAACUUCAGUCAGUAAUUGAUGCAAAUUUGAUUCCAACGUUGGUCAAUCUGGCUCAACAUGCUGAAUUUGACAUAAAGAAACAAGCUGUAUGGGCAAUAUCAAAUGCAACCUCAGGUGGUUCUCAUGAUCAAAUCAAAUACUUAGUGAAGCAGGGUUGCGUAAAACCUUUAUGUGAUCUCGUGGUAUGUUCAGAUGUAAUGAUCAACUCAGUGUGUCUGGAUGGUUUGGAAAACAUAUUGAAGGCCGGAGAGGCGGAAAAGAACACAGGAGAGGUGAACUGUUAUCUCCAACUGGUUGAUGCCGCGGAAGGGGUGGAAAAGAUUGAGAACCUGCAGAAACACGAAAGCGAUGAGAUCUACAAGAAGGCUUUGAAGAUUCUGGAGACAUACUGGCUUGUAGAGGAGACACAACAACAACCUCCAAGGUGAUUGAUGUGGUUUUGCAGUUGUGAGAGAACCAAGUUCCAGUUCCUGUUGGAGUCAACUUCAGUUCCUGUUGGAGUCAACUUUUGUUCAUCUUUAUAUUGAGUAAACUUGUUGAAAUUGAGUACAUGAUUCGGUUUCAAGAUUGUACUGGACCAGAUACAGUGAUCAAAUACAUGACUGAUGGUAUGCUUCUUAGGGAGAUUCUGAUAGAUGAAAACCUCUUUCAAUACUCUGUAAUCAUGCUUGACGAAGCUCACGAGCGGACAAUCCACACUGAUGAAACGUAGGCUUGACCUUCAUCUGA
Messenger RNA from Arabidopsis lyrata subsp. lyrata, 1962 nucleotides. Its product is annotated as importin subunit alpha-1-like. Gene Ontology annotation, biological process: NLS-bearing protein import into nucleus. Gene Ontology annotation, cellular component: nucleus. NCBI's taxonomy places the organism in Eukaryota, Viridiplantae, Streptophyta, Magnoliopsida, Brassicales, Brassicaceae. The record is from RefSeq and is a predicted model, not a curated record. The coding region runs from base 378 to 1661 and encodes 427 amino acids. Gene Ontology annotation, molecular function: nuclear import signal receptor activity; protein binding. The transcript has 11 exons.